GGAGUCGGGUCCGUGAUGGCGCCGCGCCGCCGCCAGCCUGCCACAGCUACAGCCAGUCUCGAGCGAGUAGUGCGAAGGAGAGGAUAGCGCCACCUCCAUGGUGUGUUCUGCAGUUCAUUUAUCAAAAUCGCGAAAAAUAGUCAGCUGUGGAAGAUAGUAGUUUGAACCUUCAUGGCAUUCUGCCGUGUGUGCAAGAAAUAGCAUGAGUGGCAAGUGAUAGCUGUUGAGUCCAGUAAGCAAAAUUGGCGGGCAGAAUCAGCGUCGUCGUCUGCAUGUUUACAUAGCAGCGAGCGGUCGUGCCAAGUGUGUCUCAAGAAUAUUUUCGUGUGAUACCCUGAUACCCACCUAUUGGUGCAUUUCUCGGGUGAAAGAGGAAGUGAGGCUGUUUCAAGAUGGGCAACAUACACACCGUGGGGCCUAAUGAGGCGUUGGUGGUGUCUGGUGGUUGCUGCGGCGCCACUUCGAAGAAAACGAUCGUGGGUGGCUGGGCGUGGGCGUGGUGGUUUGUCACAGACGUCCAGAGGCUGUCCCUAGAGGUGAUCACACUGAAUCCUCGGUGUGAGAAUGUGGAGACCUCCUUGGGCGUGCAGGUGACAGUCACAGGUGUGGCACAAGUCAAGGUGAUGAAGGAGGAAAAGGUUCUCAAGAUUGCCUCUGAGCAGUUCCUGGGUAUGACCCCUGAGGACAUCAGGGGCACCAUCCUCAUGACACUUGAGGGUCAUCUCAGGGCCAUCCUGGCUACCUUGACUGUUGAGGAGGUAUACCAGGACCGUGACCAGUUUGCCCAGCUGGUGAGGGAGGUAGCAGGCAUGGAUGUAGGCAGGAUGGGCAUUGAGAUUUUGUCCUUUACUAUCAAGGAUGUGUAUGAUCGUGUGGAUUACCUUUCAUCCCUCGGUAAGUCCCAGACUGCAGCUGUGAAGAGGGAUGCUGACAUUGGUGUGGCUCAAGCUAACAGGGAUGCUGGUAUUAGGGAGGCAGAGAAUGAAAAGACGGCAAUGGAUGUCAAGUAUACGACAGACACUAAAAUUGAAGACAAUGCCAGAUUGUAUAAGCUGCAGAAGGCCCAGUUUGAUCGUGAAAUCAACACAGCUAAAGCAGAAGCUCAGCUGGCCUAUGAGUUGCAGGCAGCCAAGACCCGGCAGAAAAUCAGGAAUGAGGAGAUUGCUAUUGAGGUGGUGGAGCGAAGAAAGCAGAUUGAGGUGGAGGAACAAGAAAUUAAGCGUAAGGAGAAGGAACUUGUUGCCACAGUGCGCCUCCCUGCUGAGGCUGAGAGUUACCGGGUAGAAACAAUUGCCCAGGGCAAGCGCACACAAACAGUGGAAGCAGCACGAGCAGAUGCAGAGAGGAUCAAGAGGAUUGGAGAAGCAGAAGCUUACAGUGUAGAGGCUGUAGGCAAGGCAGAAGCAGAGAGCAUGAAGUUGAAGGCACAGGCUUACAAGCAGUAUGGUGAGGCAGCCAUCAUGUCUAUGGUGCUGGACAGCUUGCCUCAGAUUGCUGCGGAAGUGGCUGCUCCACUGGCCAAGACUGAAGAGAUUGUGAUGGUAGGUGGUGGAGAUACAAUGAGCAAUGCCAUCACCAAGAUGUGUGGGGAGCUGCCACCUGCUGUCCAUGCCCUCACAGGGGUUGAUCUCACCAAGGUGCUAGGGAAGGUGCCAGGGGCCACAGUCACUCAGCCCACCUCUGCCCCCCGAGUGGCAACACGUUAAAUACGGUGCUAGGGAAGGUGCCAGGGGCCACAGUCACACAGCCCACCCCUGCUCCUCGAGUGGCUCCAACAUCUGUCUAAGACUUGGCACACCUUCAACACAGUUACUGUUUAGAUAUGUAAGGUAGAACCAUAAGGUGUUGUAAGAGUAACUCAUUUUUACAAAUGACAAAAAUGUUCACUCCAUUUUCACUUUCCUUUUGCAUCACAAAAUAUUAUCAGCAAAAAAGUAAUCAUUAAGCAGCCUUCAUGUUGAAGCUACAUUUAAGGUAUCUGUGUGCACUUUUCAGUAGGAUAUGUAUUAAUCAAUUGUCAAGUUUAUAAUAUUCAUACAAAAAUAGAAUCUCACUGUGAAGACAUCAAGAUUGCCUGAGUAUUUUUAUAAGAACUUAAGAUAUGUAUGCAGAUCAUAUAAUAGCUAUAAUAAUAAUUUCCUAGGAAAGUUUAGUCUUUAGUAGGCUGUUUUAACCUCUUUGGACUCAAAGCAUUGUACCAGUUGUGUCUGGUCUGAGGUAGUUCAGUAAAACAGGACACCUUUCAUACACAGCUAAUAAUUGUUAUGAAAAGUUUAUAUAAAUAGGAUGUAACUAAAAAUGUUCUCAGUGUUUUUAAUUUGUUUUCAUAGAUUUUACUUUCAUAUCUAGCCUUGAGUAUUUAUAUGCAUAAUUUAUUUAUUAUAUUUUGCACAUUGUCUCAUUGACCAGAGCUGACUGUGAUAGUGCCCAGGUAAACACAACACUGGCAACAUGACACAGGUGAACACAGCAUGGAUGAUACACUCCAGCCAAACACUAAACAAAGAUACAGGAUCUCUAUAAAUCCAGAGAUUUGCAAAAGACCUCACACAUUCCUGUGACAGGUUCACAAUAGCUGAUGGCAGUUGUAGUGGUGGAUCACACUGUGGUCACUGAAGAGCAUCCAGUUCUUGGCUGCCCCUCAUCACUUUAGGCUGUGAUGCCUAGCAAAAUAAUUUCAUGCAGUGGGAUUUUGGUUGCAUUGUUUUGAUAAAUAAAAACCUUAGAACACUAACCACUGUUUUGUGUUACAUGAACACUAAUUAAAUUUUUAAUAUAUAUAUAUAUAUAUAUAUAUAUAUAUAUAUAUAUAUAUAUAUAUAACACACACACACACACACACACCAUCACUGAACCAUCAAUCACUAAUCUGGUUCCAUCACUAACUUAGCACCAAUUUUGGCAAGUAUAAUUUCUAAUUUCUUUGAUCCCCACACCAACCUGCCACUGCUGUGGUUCUACUUGCUGCAUAAAUACUGUUGGCAUUACUUGCAUAAGAAUAUAAGAAAAUUAAGAACGCCACAAGAAGCCAUGAGGCCUACGUGUGGCCGUCCCUGUAUGAGACAUGCCUACCUAAUUCCAUCUGUCGUCCUCCUUCAAAAAUUUGUUCAAUCUUUUAAAGUUAGCAGACACAGGAAAGUCAUUACAAUUUGUUAUGCUCCAUUUAUAAUUAUAAUAUACUCAUGUUUAUCCCCAGCUGUGAUUCUAGUGAAUGAAAGAAGUGCAUUUCAUGUAAAGAGCAAACAUCAUAUAUGACCCAUAAGAGAUGAAGUCAAACUUAUGAAAAAAAUCACUUGGUUUUUAUUUGAUAUUACUAUUUUCUUUAUUAAUGAAUUUGCACUGGAUAUUUUAAAAGAUAGGAUAAGGUGGCCAGUUUUCAGCUAAGUGUAUUUUAACAUGACUCGUCUGUAAUUCAGCAAAAUCACUAAUCUGGCAUCUUCAUGCCCCAGUAGUGCCAGAUUAGUGUUGGUAUACUUGUUUGUGUGUGUGUGUGUAUAUAUAUAUAUAUAUAUAUAUAUAUAUAUAUAUAUAUAUAUAUAUAUAUAUAUAUAUAUAUAUAUAUAUAUAUAUGCACAUCUACAUAUAAAAUUCUGGCAAUCACUGCCAAAUACCUACAAUAUAUUCUCAGGUUAUCUGCAUCUCUUUUGAAAGAGAUAGCGUUACUCCUCAGUGUUUCAAACCUGAAAUGGCUGUUUGGCUACAACUGGUAACAUCAUAAUUAAUGAAUCUGAUGAGGAGUCUGUGGAACAAGCCAUGGACUGAAACAAUGCAGCACUUAAUUCCUACCUGUAGCAGAAUGUUUUGGGUAACUGAAGCUAUACACAUCCUUUUCCAUACUUCAUAAGGGGGCACAAAGAAAAGACAGUUUCAGAAUUUGUGUUGGUUUCUCAGAUCUGGGGGUUAGUGAUCUAAGGUUAAAAAAUUAAUGUCAGAAAGACAUAGUAGAAGACUGAGUUGAUCAAAUAUUAGAGCAUAAAUUACUGUAGGAAAUUAAGCCAGGAACAAAAGAAAAUUUCUUUUGAAUUUAAUAGACAUAAGUCUUCAACAGGAAUGGAUUGCAAACACAAUGCAGUGCAAAUUUUGAAAGAAUAAUAACCUCAAUGCAUCACUCUAUGCCAUGAAGAUCUAGUAGUUGCUGCUACCACAGCACAGCUGAAACUCACACAGCUGUAUAUGUCAGUGGCUCAACUCUUUUUCCUCACCAAAUCCUAUCCUUUGUGAGUGGCUAUCAGUGGCAACUCUCAAACAAGACAAUUUAGAUUUAAUAUUAUGUUAGUCUUAAUUUCUCUUUAAUUCUUAUGAGAGAGAUUGAGCAGCCCACACUAUUUUACUGUAGUGGCAAUUGGGUCUGGCUGGUGGCUGUGUCAACAUUCUCUGUGUGGGCAGCAGAGUGAGGCAUAAUUUAUUGUGCAAAAAAUAUAGUGAAACCUUGCUAAAGCUGAUAAUAUUCAAGAAUAUUCAUAAAAUUCACUCAUACCAAAUAGCAGACAUAGUGUGCAUAGUGUGUGGGCAGAAAUUAUUGUCAGUCAUCCAUUGUUUCAAUGAAGGUGAAUAGUUGCCUGUUGUAAUAACAUUUCAGCUCCAGUUGGUCACCAUAUCUAAAAUCUUUCUACACUCUCAGUACUAAAGACAUGUUUUGCUGUAACAGUUUGACUGGUUGCAACCAGUCACAAUCAGCUGUGUCAUGUGUUAAAGAAAUUAAGAUAUAUCAGUAGGUCAUUCUCUCUUCCUGACAUUACUCAUAUGGUUGGCAGUGCUAUUUGUAACAUGAUCGAUAAUCAUAACAUUUGAGUGUACUAUUUACCAAUUUUUGCUUCUUGAUAUGUUUACAGUUUUUAAUUUGUAUUUCAGUUUCUCAUGCAUUAUUGUUUACAACCAGUAAUUGCAAACUUUAUAUUACUAUCUCUGGACUAGGCAGUCAUUGUGAGUACAUAAAAGUUACUCUCUCUAUAUGACAUGUACCAGUGACUCAGAGACUCCAAGAGGGAGAGGACAUCACAUCCAUCCUUAUGUGGUACACCCUUGGGAGUGUUAGAAGCAGCUAAAUGAAUCAUAAAAUUAUUAACUGCAGCAAGCUAACUUAUUAGACACUGAAAUGCUAUAUAUUAUAGGAAACAGCUGCUUUAUGUUAUGAGAGAUAGAGAGAGAGAGAGAGAGAGAGAGAGAGAAUGGUGGUGGGCUGGAGGAUGAAUGGGAGGGAGGGAGGCAUACAAGUAGUGUGAAAAGGUGAGGGGCAGGGAGGUACCUGACAACAGGAUGAACACUUUUAUGUAAAAUCUCAUAUUUCCUUUGCCAUAGCAUGUAGAGACUCACAAAUUGUUUUAUUAUGAAGUGGAAGGUUUUUUGAGUAUAAUGAGGAAAAUUUGUACAAAAAUCUGUGCAUGUUUACAGGUAUUAUAGGAUCUUUUAAUGGUGCAACAAAUAAUUAGAAGUUGGUGUGAAUGUCUUGGUCAGCCACCAAGUGAUGACAUCCAAGACUGCAGUAUGAGAAAGUGUUGCGUUAUCCCAUGGAAAGGUAUGAGGCUUGCUGAUAUAUCUUAAUUGCACGCACUUUACUUGUGCCACUUUUGAGCAAUCACGAACAGUCACAACUGAAGUUGUCCCACUUUGAAUAGCACAGAACAGUAUGUGCAUUCAUUGCAGCCUAAGGGGAAAGCCAGCAAUGAAAGAAAGGAACUCUAGUUAAGUAAACCCAUUGCCCACUGAAAGGUAAUUGUUACCUUGAGAAUGUGAAAAAUCAGCUUAGGAUCAAUAAUGGAGAUGAUACAUACUUGCAAAAAGAAGAAAAAUUGAUAUGAAAUUAAUUAAAAAAUAUAUAAUACAUUAAAAUCAGCUGUUGCUAAUAGGAAAAUGAUCUGGUCAAAAUCAGUUUUACUGAGACAUGGUUAUGUCCAGUCAGGUUUGUCAGUAAAAUACACCUCAAAUUAAAACAAAACUGUUGUCUUAUGUUGAGAAGUAAUUAGGGAUAGGACUUCACCAUGAACAUAUAAUCACAAGUUGUAGAUGGGAAUCAAGAUUACAAAGAUAUCUGACACCAUAGAAGAAUAUGGCAGAUAUAAAGGCUCUUAGUUACAUUUAUAUUCAACAUCAAAAUUGUACAUCAAGUCAGGUAAUGCCAAAUACAAGAUUGUAAUCAGAAAUCUGCACAUUGAUGAACACAUAGUGACCACAAGUGCAUGGUUAUAAGAUUUUCUUUGUGUACUUCAUUCGCAUAGCAGUACAUAUACAAGGUAAAUGCAUGUUUAUUUUCAGUCAGAUAUAGUCUCAAGGACAUCCCAACACUCAUACCUACUGAAAUGCAUACAAUAAAAUUGCAUUACUUUAGAUAGCCUGUUAAAGCAAGGAUUCACUGUAUAGUGGGUGGAAGGAAGCAGAACUCAUUAUAGGAUAUGGUUUUUAAAUUGUUCAUAAGCAUAAACAUUAAUUUGUUGUAAAAGGAAAUGUGACAAAAGUUUGUGAGAAUGUCUUCUAUAUUGCAUAUAUAAAAAAAUUUACUUUCAUUUAUUCAUUAUAUAUAUAUAUAUAUAUAUAUAUAUAUAUAUAUAUAUAUAUAUAUAUAUAUAUAUAUAUAUAUAUAUAUAUAUAUAUAUAUAUAUAUAUAUAUAUAUAUAUAUAAUUUUUUAUUUUUUUCUUUGCCCAUCUUUUUAUAUUUGAAUGUGCUUUUCUACUUUAAACUUAUUCAUUGUUGAUACCAUACAUGGUUUAGUAAGGCAUGAUAUAUAUAUUAGCACUGCACACACUUAAUAAAUAAAUAAUGUCACAUUGUUGCUGUGACAUUGAUCUUAGUCAGCUAAUCAUAUGAUUAUAUUAUCAUUCAUAAGUGGUUAGUAGCUGAGAUCAAAUUAUAGACUCUUUUAAUCAGGAAACAAAAGAUUACUGACAUCCAGUAUUUCAUAAGUGCAUUAAGUUCCUGAGAUGCUAAGGUAUUCAAAAAUACAGGCAGGUGAAGAAAACCUGUUGCUUAACUGUUUGCAGCUGGAGAAAAAGCACUUGUGUUGCAGGCCCAGCACUUGUCCCCGACUCUUCCUCCCCACUGCUGCCAUUGGACUCACUGAACUAGAGUCUAAUCUUAAUACUACUUCACUGCCAUCCCCAUCACACUUAGCACAGACACCUGAUGAGGAAGUUAAGCAGGUGUCAAGUGUUAGCCUGUGUUGGCAUAGCUAUAGUUUAAACUUUAUGUACAAUGUAGAUGUGUUGAGAUAAGAAUUUUUUUUAUUUUAAUUAUUUUUUUAAGUUUCUGAAGUGCAAAGAAUGAAUGAUGAUCUGUAUAUUCAUAUAGUGUCCAAAAACAGUUUUAGCAGAACUAUAAAGUUAGUUAAUAUGAAUAUCUGAGAUGCACUCUGAUGGGGAUAACUUGGUAGUAGUGGAAUGGCUCUUUAUAAUGAGUUUAUAAGAUAGAGUGUUCAGUUGCCUGUAUCAUUUACUGCACUAAACUGUGGAGUGGCAUGUGGGCUCAAGUAUUGCCUUUGGACCUCUUUUUUUUUUUUUUGUGGGGGAGGUGAGUGGGCAGGAUGAGGGAAAUCUUGGGACUGAAGUUGUACAAAGAUUUUAGGGAUUUAGCACUGCACCAUCAAAGUAGAACAUAGUUUUUGUGAAUGAAAAAAUAAAUAAAAUGAAGUAAUGGUACAAAACCACUCAGGCAAACACAGGCCAAGACCCACUAGCUAAAAAUAAAAAUGAUAAUAAUAAUGAUAAUGAAUAAAAAAAAAAAUAUAUGCCAGAUUAGAGGUCCACAAGCAGUGCAUUAGCUUAGUAGUUUUUACAAAAGUCAGAUUUUAUCAGUGUGGUAUGAGAAAGUUGUUUUAGUAGCAUUAAGUUAUAUUGACAUUUUAAUUAUAGUCUCAAAAUCAAAAUAUUUGCAGAAUGGGUGGUAAAUUGGAAAGUCAUUCUGCCUUGAACAACUUUGUCAGCAGUGUAUUUUCUGCUGUGAGUGCAUUAUUGUAAGUACUGCUAUAUAAAGCUGCCAUGCCCAACUGCAACUCUGUUUGGUGUGGGCACAGUAGAUGGUCUUUGUUGUACAAUUUAUUUAUUUAUUUAUUUUUAUUUUUUCAUCAGGUAUUUGUGUACAGAUAACUGAUUACUCUGACAAAUAUAAGAUAUAAAGUUAUACUUAAAUGUGAGUAGGUAACUAAUUGGUUAGCAUGAAAACAUUUUUGUUAUGUUUAUGGAUACUAUAAUCAGCCUUGACUUAGUAAAAUAGCUACAUUUCUCACCAUGCUGGGAUUUGCAGCCAGGAUAAACACACACAUACACAUUGUAUCUACUUUUAUGUACUGGAAUCUAAGAAAGUUAUGCUAGAGAUGUCAACUAAUGUAGACUAUGACCAGGCAAAUUUAUUACAUAAGGCUAAGAUGGUAACUGUCUCAGACUGCCCACCUUAGCCUGCAUCUAAUCAUUCUGAAUUCAUUUACAUAUGGUUGGGACAAGAUAAUCUGUGUGAUGUACCUUUGCUUGGAGAGAGAGAGAGAGAGAGAGAGAGAGAGAGAGAGAGAGAGAGAGAGAGAGAGAGAGAGAGAGAGAGAGAGAGAGAGAGACACACACACACACACACACACACACACACACACACACACACACACACACACACACACACACACACACACACACACACACACACACACACACACAC
This is a messenger RNA of Scylla paramamosain (green mud crab), 8632 nucleotides long. RefSeq names its product flotillin-2-like (gene Flo2). Lineage: Eukaryota; Metazoa; Arthropoda; Malacostraca; Decapoda; Portunidae. The transcript is spliced from 12 exons. Bases 393 to 1706 code for a protein of 437 amino acids. The record is from RefSeq and is a predicted model, not a curated record. Gene Ontology annotation, biological process: regulation of myoblast differentiation; protein localization to plasma membrane. Gene Ontology annotation, cellular component: cytoplasmic vesicle; flotillin complex; plasma membrane.